Thermochaetoides thermophila DSM 1495 is the source of this 630-nucleotide messenger RNA. RefSeq lists its product as uncharacterized. The record is from RefSeq and is a predicted model, not a curated record. Gene Ontology annotation, molecular function: ER lumen protein retrieval receptor activity. NCBI's taxonomy places the organism in Eukaryota, Fungi, Ascomycota, Sordariomycetes, Sordariales, Chaetomiaceae. Gene Ontology annotation, biological process: endoplasmic reticulum to Golgi vesicle-mediated transport; protein retention in ER lumen. Gene Ontology annotation, cellular component: endoplasmic reticulum; membrane; cis-Golgi network. The transcript has 4 exons. Bases 1 to 630 code for a protein of 209 amino acids.
AUGACGUUAAAUAUCUUUCGCGUGCUGGCGUCCAUCUUUAUCUUGCUGCAUAAGAUCGUGCAGUUGAAGAGCUGCUCAGGCAUCUCGUUCAAAUCGCAGAUGUUGUAUCUGCUUGUCUACAUCACACGAUAUCUUGACCUCCCCUGGACCAGAUCCUCCUACAACUUCAUCUUCAAAGUCCUCUUCAUCUCCUCGCAAUGCUACAUCAUCUACCUGAUGGCGCGCGCCUACAAGCCAACCAACGACCCCAACCUCGACACCUUCCGCGUAGAAUUCCUUCUCGGCUUCGCCUUUAUCCUGGCCAUCCUCUUCCCCGUGCAGUACACCUUCCUCGAAAUCGCCUGGGCCUUCAGCAUUUGGCUCGAGAGCGUCGCCAUUUUGCCGCAGCUGUUCAUGCUGCAGCGGACCGGUGAAGCAGAGGCCAUUACCGCGCACUAUCUGUUUGCAUUGGGAACUUACAGGGCGCUGUAUAUCCCGAAUUGGAUUUAUAGGUAUUAUACGGAGGGGCCGAGGAAGGUGGAUACCAUCGCCGUUGUAGCGGGCGUGCUACAGACUCUGUUGUAUAGCGAUUUCUUUUGGAUUUAUUAUACGAAGGUUGUGCGCGGGGAGAAGUUUAAGUUGCCUGUUUAA